This is a messenger RNA of Parastagonospora nodorum SN15, 1401 nucleotides long. RefSeq lists its product as hypothetical. The record is from RefSeq and is a predicted model, not a curated record. Bases 1 to 1401 code for a protein of 466 amino acids. NCBI's taxonomy places the organism in Eukaryota, Fungi, Ascomycota, Dothideomycetes, Pleosporales, Phaeosphaeriaceae. The transcript is spliced from 2 exons.
AUGGGCGACAGACGCGACCGCAACCGCUGGGGCCCGGAUGUGGAUCUUGACACGAGAACCGGACAUCCUGCGCCGGAACUUGGCCACGAAGAUCAAUGCACGCUGAGGGAUAUUCGCAACGCCAUGUUUGAUGGCACUCUCCAGGACAAGAUCAUGAUGCUCGCGGAGAUAGAACUCAUCCUGCAAAGCGGUGAUGAGAAUCGCGAAUUGAAACAGCGGAUCAUCCGAAUCACUCAAGUAAAGCAGGCGAUGGGCCAGUCAAAUACUAGACUUGUUGCCUUUGUGAAGAUGCAGCAAGAUGGUUUCCAUGUGGCGAAAAAAAAAGCUGCAAACGAGAAAUCGCGAAAACUUGAGGACAGUGUGGCUGCCGCGCACUCUACUGCUAGAGACCAAAUCGCGGCACUUGAAAGCCAAGCGAAGGAGCAACUCGACAAAGCUCGCGCUGAAAUCGACUCAAUUCGUCUAAUCGAGACUCAGACGCAAGAUCAAGUUGACAAAGCUCUUGCGGAUAUGGAAAUGCUUCGUGCCCAGAAUGAAAAGGUCAGACAGGAUCUGUUAGCUUUAAGGCGAGCUGAACAAGUGUUGCGCAAAGAUUCAGAGGCUCUGCGUAAGGAGAUCGCUAGGCUAAAGAAAGAUGUACAAAUACAGACAACUCUUCGCCGAAAUGCCGUCAACGAAACGGAAGAGAUCAGGUUGGAGCUGACUGAGCUGUCAACUCAGCAGAUAUCACUUGCAAAAGACAACAGCAAACAUCGGCAUACACUUAAGAUUUGGGAGGCGCGUGUUAUAGCCUUGACCGAGGAGCGUGAAGCUGCGCUGAAGCAAGUACAAGAACUGGAUGGCAAGUACUUCUCAGCGCGCGUCUGGCAGAAGGCCGCAAAAGACCGCGAGGCUGACUUGAAGCUGAAGAAGGCCCGUAUCAGGCAGCUCCUCAAAGCCAAUGAUGAGAAUGAAGAACAUACUGCAAAGUUGCAGUCAGAGGCUGAAGAGCGAGUGCAGGACCUGGUCGUCCAACACGAGGCAGAGAUUCACGAUCGAGACGAGUUCAUCGCCAAACUGCAGCAGAAGAAUGUCCCCAAAAAGAAGCUUAAGCACCAGCUUAAAGUUCUGGAAGAUGAAAAGGGUACCGUGGAAAAACGCUUCGAGGCUCUUUGCGACUAUUACCGCAACCUGUACGGCAGAAAUAAGAGUCUGGUAAAAGUCCUGACCAAAUCCGAGGAGGCUAAAGGCUAUAGUUUCAAAGCUGUCGCUCUUCGUAAGAAGAUCUGGAAGAUGAAGGGUUCGACGCUUGAGUCUAUCUUCGAGGAUCUGGAUCCCGACAGCAGUUCGUCGUCAGAGAGUCAGACAUCUGAAGCGGAGGCGGAUGUGAAGUCGGAGGAGAGUGGUAAGGAGAGCGACUAA